Molecule: messenger RNA, 2965 nt
Organism: Canis lupus familiaris (dog)
Lineage: Eukaryota; Metazoa; Chordata; Mammalia; Carnivora; Canidae
Gene: RNF130
Product: ring finger protein 130
Exons: 8
Coding region: 37-1296 (419 amino acids)
Source: RefSeq, a predicted model, not a curated record
GCGGCGGCGGCGGCGGCGGCGGCGGCCGGAGGGACGAUGAGCGGCGCGGCGCGGGCGGGCCCGGCCCGGCUCGCCGCGCUCGCUCUGCUGACCUGCAGCCUGUGGCCGGCGCGGGCCGACAACGCGAGCCAGGAGUACUACACGGCGCUCAUCAACGUGACGGUGCAGGAGCCCGGCCGCGGCGCGCCCCUCACGUUCCGCAUCGACCGCGGGCGCUACGGGCUCGACUCGCCCAAGGCCGAGGUCCGCGGCCAGGUGCUGGCGCCGCUGCCCAUCCACGGGGUUGCUGAUCAUCUGGGCUGUGAUCCUCAAACACGGUUCUUUGUCCCUCCUAAUAUCAAACAGUGGAUUGCCUUGCUGCAGAGGGGAAAUUGCACGUUUAAAGAGAAAAUAUCACGGGCUGCUUUCCACAAUGCAGUUGCCGUAGUCAUCUACAAUAAUAAAUCCAAAGAGGAGCCCGUCACCAUGACUCAUCCAGGCACUGGAGAUAUUAUUGCUGUCAUGAUUACAGAAUUGAGGGGUAAGGAUAUUUUGAGUUAUCUGGAGAAAAACAUCUCUGUACAAAUGACAAUAGCUGUUGGAACACGAAUGCCGCCAAAGAACUUCAGCCGUGGCUCUCUAGUCUUCGUGUCAAUAUCCUUUAUUGUUCUGAUGAUUAUUUCUUCCGCGUGGCUCAUAUUCUACUUCAUUCAGAAGAUCAGGUACACGAACGCACGCGACAGGAACCAGCGUCGUCUUGGAGAUGCUGCCAAGAAAGCCAUCAGCAAAUUGACCACCAGAACAGUAAAAAAGGGUGAUAAGGAAACAGACCCUGACUUUGAUCAUUGCGCCGUCUGCAUUGAGAGCUAUAAGCAGAAUGAUGUUGUCCGGAUUCUCCCCUGCAAGCAUGUUUUCCACAAGUCCUGCGUGGAUCCCUGGCUUAGUGAACAUUGUACCUGUCCAAUGUGCAAACUUAAUAUUUUGAAGGCCCUGGGAAUUGUGCCAAAUUUGCCAUGUACUGAUAACGUAGCAUUUGACAUGGAAAGGCUCACCAGAACCCAAGCAGUUAACCGAAGAUCAGCCCUAGGUGACCUCGCCAGUGAAAACUCCCUUGGCCUUGAGCCGCUUCGAACUUCGGGAAUCUCGCCUCUUGCGCAGGAUGGGGAGCUCACUCCCAGAACGGGAGAGAUCAACAUUGCAGUAACAAGUGGUCACUUCUUUCAUCGAAACUCCUUGUCUCCUCGGAGCCUGGUGUAUGAAAGUGAAUUCUCCACAAUCGAACCUUCUUUGGACAUGUAUGAUGAGAACAAAACCUGAUUUUUUUCUAAAUGGGCUCUGGGGGGUCACCUCUUUUGUGAUUUGAUUUACAAUCACCUUUCUUAUUUUGUAUUCUUCUGUCAGCGUCCAUUUUGGAAGAAUGGCAGGGUUUUCCAAGCGCGAGUUGGGGCUCAGGGUUAAAUUGCAGGGUUCCCCCAAGGUGAGGCUCUGAGGACAGUGUUAUUGCCCAGGCAGCCUCGUAGUACUGCAAACCCUCCCAACACUGACACAAGAACAUGGGGCCCCAACGACCUGGCUGUUCCCAGAGCCGAGCAGGGGCCCCAGGGGUUAAUGUUGUGUUGCAAACAUGUCUCUGAAUAUUUACAUGCUAUUCUGUAUCAGGGUGAUGUUGGGGUUUUUAAAAUACCUUUAUGCUUCCCACUCACAAUGCAUACUAAAGCUUACAGGUGCCGCUUCUUACUAAUGUGAGGCACAAGCUGCUGCAACAUGGCCAGCUCUGUGUUUUUCUGUCUCUUAUUCUACUUUCUGUUAAAGAGGAUCUUUCUAAAGGUCCCAGAGAGAAAAGUUUGCCUUUUGUCCCUCCUCUGAGACUGACCACCCAGAGCACCGCAGUAGGGCCACAGGCUACACAGGAUGGGUGGUCCUUCCCAUUGCCACUUCCAGCCUCCCUCCUAGAGCAUGAUACAGGGGGUGCCGAGUGCUCAUGUGACCACAGAAACACUGAAGGCCCCAAUCCUGAGGCCUGUAGACUCGUCUGCAUGGCAUCUGCUGAGGGGUGUGGAGAAGCCGUCCCCGGGAGGCCAGCCUCCUGGUCUUCUCUGGGUCCAGCAAUCUCGGGAUGAUGGCCAGUGGGUGUCAAAAUCAGAAUGAUUCUGAGUACUUUCUUGAGAAGAUCAAACCACAGUGUGACUGUUAGAGACCAGAUGAGCACCCCUCUGCAGGCUUCCUGAUCCAACCCAGUCCCCUCCUACCAGCCUCAGUAUUGGCACAAGGAAGGCAUGGGAGCUUCCAGAAAAACACAUGGUAGCCUGCAUGGUGGGCAUCAGGGACACACACACUCUUCCCACACACCUGGGAUGACAUCACGUUAAUAUCACGAGAAAACAUGUACCUGAAGAGUGUAAUCCCGACACAGAACCACUAUGCGCAAAUUCAUAAAACAAAUGGGCUCACCCUUCUUGCUCAAGGACACACCAUAGUUCAGCCUGUUCCUCCUGGCCAUAGAAGCUAUGAAGAAAUGUAGAUGCAUUCAGGUCCUCAGAUCCUUGUUAUGAGGAUGGAAAUGCCGGCCUCCAUAUUCUAGAGUCAGACCUGGCAGCAAACAUGCGGACCUGUGGCCCCCGCCCCCCACCCUGUGGUUUUUAUUGACUGUAAAACAGAAGUUGGAGGCUAACACUUACCAUAUUCCCGUGUGGCUGGCUUCUUGUCUUUAAGUGUCCAUUCUCCUUAUGUGUUGCUAAGAUGCCUCAAACACACUUGUGCCCCUGAGCAAAACUCCUCAAAGAACCAUGGUGGUGACAGCCACAGAAUGUCGCCUCAGAGUGACCAGCAGCGUUGAAUCUAUGAUCACAGAGGCUGGAGCAGUGCAGAACUUGUAAAGUCUUAGCAGCUUUUUCUCUUUACCUUUAACCAAGGGCUUCUGUUUGGUCCCCCCCCCCCUUUUAUUGUCUUUAUACUAUAAAAAUAUUUUUGAUAAAUAGUUUCAAGA